Messenger RNA from Pelagomonas calceolata, 2373 nucleotides. Lineage: Eukaryota; Pelagophyceae; Pelagomonadales; Pelagomonadaceae. The record is from the annotation of a GenBank genome assembly.
UAAAAAUUCCGGGCUUCCUCACACGAUCCCCAUGAAGCUCUCCGGUACCUGUGGUAGCGUUAGCGUGCGUCUUAUCCCGGCGCCGCGCGGCACGGGCCUCGUCGCCGCCCCGGCCUCUAAGAAGAUCCUCGCCAUGGCUGGCCUCGAGGUCAGCAGCUGCGUCCAACAACUAAUGAGGCCUUCGAGUCGCGGCGGGGGCGGGCCAGCUAUUUAGCGGCCGCCGCAUCCAUGACGCGAAACGCCAACUCACUCCUUUGCACGCAGGACUGCUACUCCACGACGCGCGGCCACUCGCGCACGACGGGCAACUUUAUUACCGCUGUUUUCAACGCGGUGUCGGCCUCGUACGGCUACUUGUCGCCCGAGUUAUGGAAGCCUACGGCGAGUGCCAGAGUCAGCAUUUCAUUUUAUGGACGCCGAGGGCCGUCGAGAGUCGAAAAUUUCACUCACUCGUCGUUCUCUACUUAGGUCUUCAGCAAGGCGCCCUUCCAAGAACACACCGACUUCCUCGCCAAGGAGGCCGAAUCGGCCAAGGCCGACGCCGCGUAUUAGGCGCGCGUCACGAAUACCGGAGGCGUCCAGGUCUCCUCCGGUCCCCCGCCACGAAGUGGGGCGUCGACCCUCGCGAAGUAUCGCGUACCGGCCUGCCCGGAAGUGGUCUAACAAUCCAAAAACUCCAGGGAUAGCGUAGGACAAAACCCGCGCGUAAGAAACCGCAGCCUUUGCGGGCCAUACAGAUGCAAAAGAGGCAGCCCCACGAUGCCCAGCAAUCGAUAAAAACAACUGCUCGACACCACUAAUGAAAUUGACAGCACUCCUAUGCAUCCACCUCUGCAGCACCACAGGAGCCGAAAAGGGCAGCAGCCGCGACAAGUUCUGGCGCCGGCAGCAGCAGCAUCGCGGCCGACGGACGCCGGCACCGACGCGCGCGCCGACGACGACGGCGGCGCCCGUCGCUGCGCCCGAUCGGCGGGGCGUCGUGCGGGCCCGCGCGCGCGUGCUCGCACGGCGCGCCGCCGCCGCGCCGUUGCCCGUGCUCAGUGCCACGAAAUGCGUCGUGGCGCUGCUCGUCGUGUCGGAGACGGAUCUGAUGGCGGUCGUCGACCGGCGGCUCCAGCAGACCGCCGCGGUGCGCGACGGCCGCGCGGCCGUCAUCUUCGUCGCCGACCGGCACGACCACGCCCUCAACAAGAAGCGCCUCGACACGACGCGCCUGCGCUACGUCGAGAACGCGGACAUGGCGGCCGUCGCCGGCGCGGACGUGUCCGAGUACGCGACCGAGGCGCCGCGGCUGCGCGAGAUCGCGGACUGCGGCGACAUCCGCAUCCGGUCCGUGCGGUGCGCGCAGAUGAUGCCGCGGAAGUACUGGCGGGACCUCGUGACGGCGGCGUUCUGGGUCGCGCUGCGGUCGGCGCCGCGGGCCGAGUACGUCCUGCGCGUCGAGCCCGACGCGGUGUUGUGUCUUGACUCGUUGGUGACGGCCCUCGCGGCGGUGCCCGCAUCAGCGAAGCCCUUCGUCCUGGGCCUGCGGCGGUUCUGCCACUACGACGACACGUUCAGCCUCGUGUCGCGGCCCCUCGCCGACGCCGUCGUCUUUGAGUGGCCGCACCUGCGCGACUUUGCGCGGCUGACGACGAAGUACACGAUGUACGGCAUGGUCUGGCCCGCGCUCGUGCACUGGCUGAGGCGCGUCCGCGGCUUCGAGGCGGAGCUGCUGGCCUCGAACCCCGACCUGAAGACGUUGAUCCAGUCGGAGAAAUUGGAGCGGUACGUGCAAAUCAUCGACCCCAUCGACCACCACACCGGCCGUAAUCCCAGAACGUCGGCGGCAAUGUACAAAAAGACCUACGAGCGCGAGGCGCAGGCCGGGUUCGCGAAGAAGGGCGUGCGAUUUGACGAGGAGACGCGCGAGUGGAUCCUGUACUACACGGACCGGUUCGGCCGCAACGUCACGCGGAAGAAGUUCCCCCCGAACCAGCGCUUCGCGCGGCUCGAGGCGCUGCGCGCGGCGCAGCCGCGGACGGCGCCCGCCGAACGGUGCCUCGCGCGCUGGUACCUGCACCAGUACAAGGUCGCGGCGGGCAUGGACGCGCACUGGCCCGAGUUCACGUCCAUGGACGGCAGGCGGCCCGCCGCGGACUGGGCGCCGUACUGGGACGCGGCGCGCCGCCUCCCGCUCGGCGGCUGCUUCGACGCGCGGUUCCAAGGGAAGCCCGGGGUCGGCGCGUACCUGAACGCGAGCGCGAUGGGGUUCCCUUUGAAAGUCGGGACGACGCGGCGGUUUCCGGACACGGCCGCGACGAGUAUGGCGGCCGCGCUUGAGGCUUUUGAGGAGACGAUUGACUAGGGUCGGGGGGCUAAAGUUUUAAGCUA